AUGGAAAAAUAUCCUGGAGAAACUUCACGCCAAUCAUUAGAAGUAGACAUUUUAUGGGCCCGAAUUUGUGAAAAUCUUGACUCACUAGAAAGAAUCGAACAAGAAGGCAUAGAAUUAAUCAAUAUGUGUAAAACAAUUACCAAACUUAUCGAUAAAUAUCAUGCGUUGAAAUCUGAUAAAGAUUUUCGUACACAUUCAGAAGGUUUAAGUGCUGAGGAAAAUACUUAUAAAAAAAAGAAGAGUAAAGAUGUGGCUACAUUAAUAAAAAAGUCGAAAGGGUCACAUUCAAAGAGUCGUAGUAUUAUUAAAAAUGGAACAUAUGUUGCAGCAAAACAACCUAAACAUAAAGAUAUCGAAGAGAACUGGAUUUUGGCCAUAGUUGUAGGAUAUAUACCUGAUAUGAAAAGUUACGAAGUUGAAGAUGCAGAUAGAGAUGAGGCCUCAAACAGACCUGGAGAACGAUUUUCGGUACCGUCAAAAAACGUGUUAAUAAUUCCAAAACCUGGUGAAAUGUGGAUGCCAGAGUUUCCACAAUCUUCAACAGUUAUAGCAUUGUAUCCGGGUACAACGUGCUUUUAUAAAGCUGACGUAGUUCUUCCACCAAGUAAACUAUCAGUAUCUUUAAAAUAUUUACUUACUUUUGAAGACGAUGAUAAUGCCGAAAGGUACGUUGAUGCCCAUUAUGUUUUAGAUGUUCCUAAAGAAACAAAGUAA
This is a messenger RNA of Dentiscutata erythropus, 714 nucleotides long. The record is from the annotation of a GenBank genome assembly. Lineage: Eukaryota; Fungi; Glomeromycota; Glomeromycetes; Diversisporales; Gigasporaceae.